GAGAUCCAACCAUUCGGUUACCACCUUUAUAUCUUGCAGCAGUGUCAUUUUCGUUUCUGUGUUGUUCUGGUGUAAUAAACAUUGUCGCUCUUUUACUGAAAGUGUGGUAACCCAAUCUAGUCAAAAUGAGGUCCUUUUUCAGUAUCGCGUGUGUUCUGUGUGUGUCGGUGGCAGUUAGUUGGGCAGCUCCUGCUACACUUCUGGAAGCGGAAAACAGUUUUAUUUCGCCCAUAAACGAUCAGGCUCUGAUAUCAAAGCGCAUGAGUGAUUUAGUACCACGUGAUAAUCACUUGAGAAACCGGCGAUCUAUCGAAAUGCUGAGGAGAUUAUGUCCCGAACUGUUCCAGGUAAUUGAUCUCGUCAUCCAAAACUUGACAAGCACAAUCUUUCGGGUAGUAGGAGGAGCUCUACUUAGAUCUGGAGGUCUAGGAGGCGGAGGAGAAGGAAGAAGUUCAGUAAACGUUGUGUUACCAACAUUCCCACCGGAUGAAGAUUACGAUGACGAUGACGAAGAUGAGGAAGAUAAUAAAAUAGAUUCUGAUAAAUCAUCUAACACAACAACAACAACAACAACAGAAAAAAAUAGUAAUAGUGAAUCCAGCUCCUCAUCUUCUGUUAACGAAGAAAGUGAAUUAAACAGGCAAGUAAGGACAGCUAGAGAGGCGCAAGAUCAAGAUGCUGCGGCCUCGUCUAGCAAUGUAGCACCAGCACCUGAAAACGAUCUUUCGAACGUCGAAACCGAUGAUGCUGACCGAGAUAAAAGGUACUCGCCUUUCGGAGGGGACAGUCAUGGCUCUGGAAAUUUUCUAUUCGAUUUAGUUAGGUUAAUUACCGGUUCGGGUGCUCAAGACCAUUCAGAUGCAGGAGCAGGUGGUGUUGCCGAAAUUGACGUGUCACCACGAGCGGAGCACACCGAAGGAAUCCCCGGACCUAUUACGCGACUUUUAGUCGUUGCCAACAGGGGUAUUGCCAACCUCAUUCAAGACCUCAUUUUGCGCUUGGCCCAAACGAGUGAAAGAAUAGUUAACUUCAAAGCAAGACUCAUCACGGCCCUUAUCUAAAAAUUUCAACCUAAUAGAAUUCAUCUGCCAAAUUUCAGCAUUGCUUCGUCAACAUACAUACAUUACAUACCUAGAAUAUCCUUAGCUGGUUUUAGACAUCAAAAAUAGGAUAAUGUAUCGUCUCAAAAUUGUUUUUGAACUAAUGUAGGUACGACGCGACGCGCCAAGAGAGUGUGUCACUAUAAUAUUUUUUUUUAAGUAAAAGCUAAUGGAUACAUUCAUAUUUGGACUACGUAUUUUUUGAGACAUCUAAAUUCAGAAUAAAAUCCCUGUGCUCCUAGUGUAUUAAAUUAUUUAACUUUUUGUUACUAUUUUCUUGCUUUUUUUUGUGAUUAAUAAACAUAUUAAAAUUUA
This is a messenger RNA of Agrilus planipennis (emerald ash borer), 1415 nucleotides long. RefSeq lists its product as uncharacterized. Lineage: Eukaryota; Metazoa; Arthropoda; Insecta; Coleoptera; Buprestidae. The transcript has 7 exons. The record is from RefSeq and is a predicted model, not a curated record. The coding region runs from base 126 to 1061 and encodes 311 amino acids.